Molecule: messenger RNA, 603 nt
Organism: Coccomyxa subellipsoidea C-169
Lineage: Eukaryota; Viridiplantae; Chlorophyta; Trebouxiophyceae; Coccomyxaceae
Product: ribonuclease H-like protein
Exons: 3
Coding region: 1-603 (200 amino acids)
Biological process (GO): nucleobase-containing compound metabolic process
Cellular component (GO): nucleus; cytoplasm
Molecular function (GO): nucleic acid binding; 3'-5' exonuclease activity
Source: RefSeq, a predicted model, not a curated record
AUGGUGGAGACCUCACAAGAGCUGCCUGCGGCUCUGCAGGCUCUGCGCACCUCUAUGCAGGAUGCCUUGGUGGCUAUUGAUCUGGAGUGGCGGCCAGACUUUGGGGCAGGCCAGAGCCGAGUGGCCCUCAUGCAGCUGGCCACCAGCUCCUGCGCUGUGCUCAUCAGAACAUGCCGCCUUAAGCAUCAGCUGCCGCCAGUUCUCGCAGAGUUCCUCAGGGAUCCAACCAUCGUGCUGUGCGGCUUCGGCUGGGACGGCUCAGACGAGAACAAGAUGCAGGCCAGCUUCAGGAUGGGGCGGGCUUCGUUCCCCCACUUUAUAGACCUGCAGAGGGUGAGCGUGGCGAUGGGCUACCACCGCUACGGCCUCGGCAGCCUGACCGCGCGUGUGCUUGGCUUCGAGCUGCCCAAGUCGCGGCGAGUGUCGAUGAGCAACUGGGAGGCGCGGCGGCUGACGCAGGGUCAGGUUGUAUACGCGGCGCUGGAUGCUCUGAUCACGGGGCAGAUUUUCCGCGCGCUGCGGAUGUGGCACUCCAGCACGUCUGCCUGCAGCACCUGCCUCAGCCCCAUCGGCAGCCUCGUGCAAAGCAGCACCCUCACGUGA